GAGUGGAGGGGGUCAGCUACCAACUGUCAGUAGUAUACUGCGAUUACCAGAUAAAAUCGCGUGUUAAUUGAAGUAAUCUAUCAAUACUUGUCUAUAUAAUCAAUAAAUCUGUACCCGGAUACCAGACAUAUCUAUAUAAUUAUUACCAGACAAGUUGCAAAUAGACGUCAUUAGUCAUUAGGCAUUUUCCUGUUAUAAGUAAACAAGUGGCGUGGCGUAGAGGGUAACAUUGGGUGGAAAAAGUCACUGCUCUAACAAGGUUAGGGCAAACUAAUGAAUGAGAUUAAGAUGGGGUCACGGCCAGACCGCGAACAUCAACGAGUACAUCGACAACACGGUUCAAAUGUUGGUGCCCUUUAUACAGAACAAAGGUCUCGACCCUAUGACUCUGCCUGAUGUCAGCGAAGGUUUUAAGGUGAAACCUCUGUGGAUAACAUACAGCGCAUUGCUAAAGCUUCAUGAUGGUACCAUGACGGGGCUGGUCAAUCUGUCACGCUCGGGCGACCAAAAGGUCAACUAUUUCGCCAAAAUGUUGCGCGUCAAAUUACAACUGCGUUUUGAAGACCUCGAGUUCAAGUAUAGGUACCUCGUAAAAGUAAUGAACAUUGGUCCUACUGGUGGAAUCGUUGGUUCCCUGAACCGUUUAGAUGUUGUAGCUGAUGUCCUCAUUGACUUCAACAACGACGAAAUACAACUCCAACAAUUGUCAUUAACGAAUAUUGGUCGUCUACGUGUGAAGCUUACGGGUAACGGUUUAGUAGAUUGGUUGGUCAAUCCCGUAGUUAGUGUGUUCCUCAGAAUAUUUGAUUCGACUAUCAUCAAGGAGGUCGGGGUGAUCAUUCGCGGGGUUGUCCAGAACGCAAUUACAGACAUCAACGCAAAUCUUAAAGAUACCAUUGCACGUCUUGAAUCGUACAAUUAAUUAAAGAUUGUUUUUGUUUUUUAAACAAUAAAGGCAUAAAAUUAAGCAAAGUUUUUUUUUACUUGGCGGCUAUUUCUUCACAUUAAUAUUAUGUCUGUAACAUCCUGGACCCAUUAUCUAUAUAACAAGUACGGUGUACAUAAAUUAUUUUUGUAUUAUAAGGAAAUUAGUUGAAAGUAACAACUCUACCUUAAUUAGAACCCAGAGUUAACACUGUCAAAAAAAGUAUAUUCACGACCUGUUUACUAUUCUUUACAUAUCAUUAAUAUGUCUUGGCC
Messenger RNA from Papilio polytes (common Mormon), 1200 nucleotides. RefSeq lists its product as uncharacterized. The transcript has 5 exons. Lineage: Eukaryota; Metazoa; Arthropoda; Insecta; Lepidoptera; Papilionidae. The record is from RefSeq and is a predicted model, not a curated record. Bases 278 to 922 code for a protein of 214 amino acids.